Molecule: messenger RNA, 1668 nt
Organism: Ruditapes philippinarum (Manila clam)
Lineage: Eukaryota; Metazoa; Mollusca; Bivalvia; Venerida; Veneridae
Product: TBC1 domain family member 19-like
Source: RefSeq, a predicted model, not a curated record
GGCUGUUGAGAUGUAAACAAAUGAAAUGUGAACUGUUUUUAUUCAAUAAUUUUUAACAUUUUUGCUUUUUCUGUUGCAUAAUUGAAUUAAAUGAAUAAUCUAAUAUGCUAAUUGAACUUUAAUUGAACUGUUUAAUAAUUAAACCUAGCUGUAAAGAUGUUGAUCGCGUGAUGAUCUUAACUGUUGCUAAGACUGCAAAAACUUGAAAAUUUAAGACUGAAAAAACAGAAAGAAUGAUGGACUCGCAUUUUUCCCCUACUUAUUUGCAGAAUCUACUACAAACACUGAAGUCAUCUAAAAUAUACACAGAUCUACAAAAUGCAGCUCAGAGUGAAAUCUCUAAAACGUCUGUUCGAGUAUCAGAAUUGAAGAAAGGUGUUCAGUCGGGCCUAGCAGCAUCAGGCUGGGAGAGGAAGUUACGUAACAGGAUAUACCAGUACUUACAGACACACCCACUAUCUUCCCACCCACUUUCAACACCAGCAGAACAUAUCAAGGAGCCUUUUGUAUACCUGAGGAAGGCACAGCAAGCAUGGGAGAAGAGGAUACUGAAGAGCUUAAACAGCAUGUGUACAGAGUUGAAUAUUCCUCUAGCCAGAAAAAGACCAGAAAAAGAGCAGAAAGACCUGAAUUCUAGAUGGACUGAACUUGGAACUGAUGGACCAGACUUAAGUCAAAUUCGACCAGUGUACGCUCCAAAAGACUUUCUUGAAGUAAUUAUGUGUCUACAAAACCCAAAUUACAAUGCAGGGGAUUCCAGUGGAACAUACACAUUAUGGGGUCUUGUCCAGUUACCACUCAAGAUCAAUGAUAUUAACAGACUGCGUAUAUUAUACAGUGAUAUGGCCAUCAAUCAGUGCCAGACGGGAGUGGAUGACAGUGGUGAUAUACCACCAGAAAUGUUUGAUAGUGACCGAGUUAAACUUGGCAAAAAAGUGAUAUCUGGUGACCAUGGCCCCUUGGCUCAAGAAUACGCUAAAAAAGGUUGCCCUAUUAGUCUGAGAGCAGAAUUGUGGUGUCUUAUAUUAGGGAUUGAACUUGAUGAAUUUGAUACUCUCUAUUAUGAACAACUAAAAGCAAAUGUUAUAGCACAUGAUUUACUUGUUGACAGUCUACUGUACAAGGAUGUAAAAUUAACAGCUACAAAUGAUGAUCAGUAUUUUGUGUUUGAAGACUAUCUUUAUCAGAUUUUAUUACCUUUUACAAGAGAUACAGAAAUGCUCAAACAUUUUAGCCACAAUAGUGCCUCUCCCCCCAAAUCAUACAUACGUGGCAAACUAGGUGUAGAGGAAUUUGCUGUGAUAUACCCACCAAAUGGUGUCAUUCCAUUCCAUGGAUUUGCUAUGUAUGUGGCACCUCUGUGUUACCUAUACAAGGAACCAGUCAAGUUGUAUUAUGUGUUCAGGGAAAUCUACACAAGAUAUUUCUUCCGGCUUCAUAGUAUAUCAUCUCAUCCACAGGGUAUUUUAUGCUUGAGUCUGUUAUUUGAGACACUACUACAAACGCAUGAACCAGAAUUAUUCUUUCAUCUCAAGUCAGUAGGCUGUCAACCAUUGAAAAUAGCAUUCAAAUGGCUGGUUAGAGCAUUUUCAGGGUAUUUGUCUAGCGACCAGGUUCUCCUGCUGUGGGACAGAGUCCUUGCUUAUAGCUCUUUAGAAAUCCUGCCAG